CCUAAAAUAUUAGUACUAUGAUAGUUUAAUUAAAUAGUGAUUGAUGCUUGUAUAGAAAUGUUAUUGAGAUUCAUUUUUUGCAGGUGAAGAUAUACAAUGGCAUUGUGAAAUUGAGGUUGAUAAAUCCAACUGGACUAAUCAAAGGAAUAGCCUAUAAAGAUAUUCAUAAUGUUCUUGAACAUGAGUUCAAAGAUCAUGAAAGAGGGUCACCACCAAUAACUUAAUCCUGAUUUAUGGACUAAAAACGGAGGUUGAUUUAUUUAAAUUUGUUGGUGUAAAUGUAGGUAUUGGGAUAUUGUAUGGACCAGGCCAGAGAUUGGCAAAAGUAAUUUUGAUAAGUAACUAUCCACUACUCUAAAAUACUUAUGUCAUCAUAGAAGAAGAAAAGAGUAAUUUUUGGGUUUGGUACAAGUGCAGGCUGGAAUGCACAGAAUUCAGGAUUAUUGCACAAAGUGAUGAACAAGUUGAAGUUUCAUUCAUCAAGAGAUGGAACGUUACAUUAGGUGAUAAUCUCGUCCCACUCAAUGUGGACAAGAGGUACUAGUGUUUUAUCAUACAAAUUUGUUAUUAUUUCAAGUCGUAGUAGUGAAUUUUGAUUGUGGAAAGCAGGUACAUAAUGUUGCGCGGAGAUUCAGGGUUCUACUCAUACGCAAUAUACGAACAUUUGGAAAAUUGGCCGGACCUUGACAUAGAGGAAUCAAGAAUCGCAUUCAAGCUUGAUCAAAAGAUGUUUAACUACAUGGCGAUUUCGAAGCAGAAGCAGAGGAUGAUGCCCACAGGGGCUGAGAGGGCUGCUGGUAAAGUUCUUGCUUAUAAAGAAGCAGUUCUCAUAACAAACACCACUCAUCCCAUCCUCAAAGGUCAGGUGGACGACAAGUACCAAUACUCGUGCGACAACAAGGACAACCACAUGCACGGAUGGAUGGGCUCCGAUCCCCACAUCGGAUUCUGGGUCAUAACACCUAGCGAUGAAGUUCGAGUGGGUGGUCCCAUGAAAACCGACCUUACUUCUCAUGCCGGUCCCAUUGCCCUUGCCAUUUUCUUAAGUAAUCAUUACAUGGGACCUCAUUACGGUAUUAAAUUACGCGGCGGAGAGCAUUGGAAGAGGGUUUUUGGCCCCGUUUUCAUAUACCUCAACUCGGAUUCGGGUAAUGAUCAUCCAACUUUGUGGAAAGAUGCAAGAAACCAGAUGUUGAAAGAAACAAAGAAAUGGCCGUAUGAUUUCCCGUCUUCGGCUGACUACCCUAGUGCGAAGCAACGAGGACAAAUCUAUGGUCGCUUGCUCAUAUACGACCAGUAUAUUAGCACUCACCUAAUCAAAGCAAGAUCAGCUUAUGUAGGAUUGGCUCCGCCCGGAGAUCAAGGAUCUUUUCAAGAUGAUUCUAAGAGCUAUCAAUUUUGGACACGGUCAGAUAAAAAUGGAUUCUUUACCAUCGAACAUGUUCGCCCCGGAACUUAUAAUUUGUACGCUUGGGUUCCCAGAGUCAUCGGGGACUUUAAAUAUGAAGAUAAUAUUGUCAUGAAUCCAGGCAGUAAGAUUGACAUAGGUGACAUUGUGUACAAUCCUCCAAGAAGUGGGCCCACUCUUUGGGAAAUCGGUGUUCCUGAUCGAACUGCUUUCGAGUUCUAUGUCCCGGAUCCGCAUCCUGGGCUUACUAACAAGCUAUACAUCAAUCACGUCGAAAAGUAUAGGCAGUAUGGCUUAUGGGACAGAUAUACAGAUCUUUAUCCUAAAAACGAUCUGAUUUACAACAUCAACGAUAGUGAUUAUAGAAAAGACUGGUUCUUUGCCCAUGUUACAAGGAAAUCGGGCAACAAUAAAUACAAACCUACGACAUGGAAGAUUCUAUUUAACUUAACGAAUAUCGACAACGUUGGAGUCUACACACUCAGGAUUGCCCUAGCAUGUGCCAACUUGGCGAAUAUACAAGCAUGGAUCAACGAGCUGAAGACUAGCACGCCCCAUUUCUCAACAGGGAAAAUAGGCCGAGACAAUGCAAUAGCAAGACACGGGAUUCAUGGGAGGUAUUGGUUGUACGGAGUGGAUAUAGCAGGAUCUCAGCUUGUGGAAGGGGAAAACACCAUCUAUCUUAAGCAAGCAACGGGGAAUAAUCCUUUUGUUGGUGCUAUGUACGAUUAUAUUAGACUCGAAGCUCCCUCUCAACAAGAUCAAGACUAAUAUUUAACACAUACUCUCAUUAAAGCAGUUUAUUUUCACAAAUUUUUAGCUACUCUUAGAUGCCUAGAUAACUAAAAUUUAUAGCACAUGUUUGGUAGACAUUUUUGUUCA
This is a messenger RNA of Salvia splendens (bonfire salvia), 2290 nucleotides long. RefSeq names its product rhamnogalacturonate lyase B. Bases 617 to 2179 code for a protein of 520 amino acids. NCBI's taxonomy places the organism in Eukaryota, Viridiplantae, Streptophyta, Magnoliopsida, Lamiales, Lamiaceae. Gene Ontology annotation, molecular function: carbohydrate binding; catalytic activity. The transcript is spliced from 10 exons. The record is from RefSeq and is a predicted model, not a curated record. Gene Ontology annotation, biological process: carbohydrate metabolic process.